CAGAACUACUUGCACGGUUGAGCUGAACUACCAUCAUAUUUUUAUCCGCCAGUCCGCCACAACUUUCCAUUUCUCCAAUCAUGUCAUAGCAAUUUGAUUGGUUGUUCAAACCAAGAUUGAUGCUUCCAAGAACGCUCUAGCGGGCUGAGGGCCUGACCUGUGCACUGGGGAUGUCCUCCGGAGACGAGGAAGAACCAUCGGUCGAGCCUCAGGACGAGGACGACCGCGACGAGGACUAUGUAGCAAACGACGGCGAUGAUGGCGGGGAUGAUGACGACGAGGAGGAUGAGGCGGCGUCAGAGGACGCGCCGCCGGCCCGGCGCCGCGGCGGGGGCCGAGCCGCAGCCGCCAGCGCCGCGGCCAGCAAACGGACCCGGCGCGCCACGCGGAGCACAAAAUCGUACAAGGACGAUUCGGAGGAGGAGGAGGACUUUGAGGCGGACGACGACGAGGAGGAAGAGGAGGAGGACGACGACGACGACGAUGACGGCGGCGGCGGCGAUGGCGACGAAGACGAGGAGGAGGACUAUGCGCCGCGCGCGCGGCGGGGCCGGGCGGCGGCGCCCGCGCGGCCCAAGCGGCAGGCGGCGCAGCAGGCCAAGGCGCGGCUCACGCGGCGGGACACCACGGAGGACGACGACGAGGAGGUGGCGCGGGCCAUUGAUCGCGAGAUCAACGGCCUGCGGGCGCGGCCUCGGAGGCAGGCCCCGGCGGCGACCAUUCCGUUUGAGGACCGUGUGGUCAGCCCUCGCGGCGGCGGCGGGAGUGGCGGCAGCCGCCGCGCCGGCGGAAACUCCCGGGCUAGCUCGGCGCCGCCGAGCGGCCGCUCUGGCGCCGCCGCCGCCAGCGGCGGCGGCCGCCGCCGCGCCGCGCCAGCGCGCACCAGCCAGCGCUCGGUGGCCAAGGUAUCGUAUGCGGAGAGCGAUGACGACAGCGAUGAGGGCGGCGGCGGCGGGGGUGGCGGCGGCGGCGGCGGGCGCGGGCGCGGCGGCGCGGGCGCGGGUCGCAUGAAGGAGGCUCUGUCAGCGUUUGAGGACCCGGAUGAGGACGAGGUGGAGGACGAGGUGGACAAGGUGCUGGCACACAGGGACUCGGACAGCCUGCCGCAGGCGCCGGCCAACGACGCCUGGUCGGGCCGCGAGUUCCUGGUCAAGUGGAAGCGCUACAGCUACAUCCACUGCUCCUGGAACAGCCGGGCGGCGCUGGAGCACCUGCGCGGAUUCAAGCGCGUGCUCAACUACGUCAAGAAGGUUGACGACGUGGAGGCGGGCCGGCGCUACUUCAGCCGCGAGGAGCAGGAGAUGCAGGACGUGGAGCGCGAGAUGGAGGCGCAGCUCAACCAGCAGCACAUGAUGGUGGAGCGAGUGAUGGCGGAGAAGGAGGCGACCGUGUUCACCGCCACCAUCACAGCCGCCGACACGACCGGCGGCGGCGGCGGCCAGCAGCAGCAGCCGGGGCAGGCGGGCGCGGGCGCCGGCGGCGGCGAGGGCGGCGAGGGCGGCGAGCGUGCCGGCGGCGUGGGCGCGGGGCUGGGCCCCGAUGGGCGCGAGCUGGUGGGGCCGCCGGGCGAGCGGCGGCGGGAGCUGGAGGAGGCGGAGGCGGAGGCGGUUGUGGUGACCAAAUACCUGGUCAAGUGGGAGGGGCUGCCCUACGCCGAGUGCACCUGGGAGACCGCGGAGGACAUCAUCCGGGCAGGCGGCUCGGCCCAGAUCGACAGCUACCUCCAGCGCGAGCAGCGGCUGCUGGAGCCGGGCCGCGGCGUGGAGGCGGCGCGCAAGCAGUUCCGCAUCAAGGGCACGCGCGCGCUGGAGCGGCAGCCCAGCUACCUCAAUGGCGGCACGCUGCGCGACUACCAGAUGGAGUCGCUGAACUGGAUGAUCUACAGCUGGAGCGAGAACCGCAACAUCAUCCUGGCUGACGAGAUGGGGCUGGGCAAGACCGUGCAGUGCGUCAGCUUCAUCGGCACCCUGUCGGAGGAGCUGCAGAUCCGCGGCCCCUUCCUGGUGGUGGUGCCGCUGUCCACCGUGCCCAACUGGAUCCGGGAGUUCAGGCGCUGGGUGCCCUUCGUCAACGCCGUGGUGUACGUGGGAGACUCGCGCUCGCGGGAGGUCCUGCGCGCCUACGAGUGCGACCCCAGCCCGCACCACAAGGCGGCGCGGCCCUACAAGUUCGAGGUGCUGCUCACCACAUACGAGCUCAUCCUCAAGGACGCGCCGAUCCUGUCGCGCAUCAAGUGGGCCUACCUGCUGGUGGAUGAGGCGCACCGGCUCAAGAACGCCGAGUCGGCCCUGUACCAGGAGCUGAUGGAGUGGCACUUCGGCAACAAGCUGCUGAUCACGGGCACGCCGCUGCAAAACAGCCUCAAGGAGCUGUGGGCGCUACUGCACUUCCUGGAGCCCAGCCGCUUCCCCACAGCAGAGGCCUUCGAGGCAGAGUACUCCCUGGAGACGGCCGACAGCGUGUCCGGCCUACACGGCGUGCUGCGCCCGCACCUGCUGCGGCGCGUGAUCAAGGACGUGGAGAAGAGCCUGCCGCCCAAGAACGAGCGCAUCCUGCGAGUGGACAUGACGCCGCUGCAGAAGCAGUACUACAAGUGGAUCCUCACACGCAACUUCAAGGAGCUCAACAAGAGCUCUCGCGGCGGUGGUCACGUGUCGCUGUUGAACAUCAUCGGCGAGCUGAAGAAGUGCUGCAACCACCCCUUCUUGUUCGAGAGCGCCGAGGACAACUACCGCGGCUCGGAGGAGGACAAGAGCGCGGUGGACCGGCUGAUCGUGCCCAGCGGCAAGAUGGUGCUGCUGGACAAGCUGCUGCGGCGGCUCAAGGCCACGGGGCACCGCGUGCUCAUCUUCAGCCAGAUGGUGCGCGUGCUGGACAUCAUCUCAGACUACAUGCGGCUGAGGGGCUUCCCGCACCAGCGGCUGGACGGCUCCACGCCCGCCGCCGCCCGCCACGCCGCCAUGGAGCACUUCAACCGCCCCGACUCCCCUGACUUCGCCUUCCUGCUGUCCACCCGCGCCGGCGGCCUGGGCAUCAACCUGGCCACCGCCGACACAGUCAUCAUCUUUGACAGCGACUGGAACCCGCAGAACGACCUGCAGGCCAUGAGCCGAGCGCACCGCAUCGGCCAGACCGAGACCGUCAACAUUUACCGCUUUGUGACGAGCGGCAGUGUGGAGGAAGACAUCCUGGAGCGCGCCAAGCGCAAGAUGGUGCUGGACCACCUGGUUAUCCAGCGCAUGGACACCAGCGGCCGCACCAUCCUGGACCCCUCCGCGGGCAAGGCGGGCGCCAGCGCCAAGCAGCUGUUCGGCAAGGACGAGCUGGCGGCCAUCCUGAGGUUCGGGGCCGAGGACCUGUUCAAGCAGGCGCCGCCAGAGGACGAGACCGCCAGUGCAGAGCGCGCCCGCACGGCGCUGUACGAGGACGACCUGGAUGCCAUCCUGGAGCGGGCCGAGGUGGUUGACACACGACAGCUGGCGGCGGCGGACGAGAACGCCGCCGCCGCCGCCGAGCUGCUGUCGGCCUUCAACGUGGCCACCUUCAAGAACGAGUUCGGCGAGGACGACGCGGCCUUCUGGAACAAGCUCAUCCCGCCCAGCGAGCGGCCCAAGGAGGAGGAGGAGGAGCUGCAGCCGCGCGCCGCCCGCCGCACGCAGGACCAGGGCGGCGCCGCCGACUCGGACGAGGAAGGCGACGGCGCCGCCGCCGGCAACGGCGCCGCGGCGGGUGGGCGCAAGGGCGGGCGCGGCGCCCGCGGCCGGGCGGCGGCGGGCGGCACGGCGCGCGCCCGCACGGGGUCUGGUGCUGGCGGCGGCGAGCCGGGCCCGCCUGUGGACGGCGCGGCGCUGCGGGUGGAUGAGUGGAUUGUGGAGGUGGACGAUGAGGGCAUUCCGCUCAUCAAGGAGGACGGCUCGGAGCCGGACGCGCGCAGCCUCAGCCGCCGCGACGCCGCCGCCUUCGUGCGCGCGGUGCGGCGCUACGGGCGGCCGGAGCGGCUCGCUGACGUGGCGGCGGAGGUGGGUCGCAGCCUUGAGGAGGCGGGGCCGGGGCCGCGGCUGAGCCUGUGGUACAGCCUGAUGGACGGCUGCCGGCUGGCGGUGCAGAAGACCACGGAGGAGCAGAGCGAGGACGCCAAGGACGCCAUCCUGGACUUCUUCGGCGUCAGCGUCAAGGCGGCGGAGCUGCUGGCGGCCUGCUCGCACCUGCGCCUGCUGGCGCGCAAGGUGGCGGCGGCGCGCGACCCGGCGGUGCAGCACUUCCGCCUGGACGCCACCAGCCAGCUGUCAGUGCCCAAGUGGGGCAAGCCCAUCAACUGGACGGCUCGCGAUGACGCGCUGCUGCUGCUGGGUGUGCACCUGCACGGGCUGGGCCACUGGGACAAGGUGGCCGCGGACGACAGCCUCAAGCCCUUCCUGGGAGACAAGCUGGCGGGCGCGGGCGGAGGAGGAGGGGGAGGAGGGGGCGCGGCGGGGGCCGCAGGCGCGGCGGGGGCAGCAGGCGGCGGCGCGGGCGGCGCGGGCGGCAAGGAGGAGGGCGGCGCGGGUCUGCCUAAAGCCUCGCACCUGGAGACACGCGCGCUGGGGCUGCUGCGAAAGCUUCACGCCACACACAAGGCGGCCACAGCGGUGGCGCCCGUGAAGCGCGGCUCCGGCCGCAACAGCAACAACGCCAACAACAGCCAUAAGGCCAAGCAGCAACUAGACAAGGAGCACCGGCUAGCAGCAGCCGCAGCGGCGGAUGCAGCGGCGGGGCCGUCUGGGGCGGCGCGGGAACGGGAGCAGUCGGUCGCGACGCGCGAUGUUGGCCACACGAACGGCGGGCCGGCCGCCGGCAAGCGGAAAGCUGGGGCAGCGGCGGCGGCAUAUGCGGACGACGGCCAGGGGCAGUCUGAAAAGCGUGCACGCAUGGACUCCAAAUCAGGAGACGCCAGCCCUUCCCACGCCGCCGCCGCCGGCGGGCCCGCCGCCGGGCGCGAGGAGCUGCGGGCGCUGCUGGAGCCGGCGCUGCCGGACAUCAAGCGCAUGCGCAAGCUGCAGGACGGCAGCAUCACCGACAAGGCGCUGGUGGUGCGGAGCACCAAGGAGCUGCUCACGGCCAUCGGCGGCCACAUCCAGCGCGUGGCGGCGACGCGGGGGCCCAAGGUGGGCAAGAAGCUGUGGGACCUGGCUGCCAAGACCAUUGGGAACGGCAAGACCGGCGAGGAGCUCCACGCGCUCCACACGCGGCUGGCGCAGCAGGUGGUGCCGCCGGCGGCCGGCGGCUCGGCGGCCGGCACCAAGGGCGGCAAGGCUGCUGCUGCACCGAAGGGCAAGCAGGCGCAGCAGCACAGUCCGGAGCAGGAGCAGGACAGGAGCAGGCACACGGAGAAGAGCAAAUCGCAGAGCCACGGGAACGCUGGCAACCAGACGCAGGCACAGAGUAGACAGCAGCAGCAGCAGCAGCAGCAGCAGCAGCAGCAGCAGGAUGUCGCGGCAGCAGAUCCAAAACCAGCGCAGGUCCCAAGCAGGGCUGCAGGUGCCGCACACUCGCCGCGUGUAGAGCGGGAGCGGUCACGGGAGCGCGACCGGGGCGGCAACAGCUCCAGCCAGCACCCGCACUCGCCGCAGCCCAAAGCGGCAUCACCUCCGGCCACAGCACCGCCCCACCCGCACCCGCAUCUGUCCCCGCUGCAGCCGCGUGGGCACGCCGCCACUCCGCCGGCCGCCGCGGCGCACCCGCCGUCGCACAGGCCUGUGCCCGGGCCGCACCCGCCGCCAGGCAACCCUCCUGGCUGCUCGCCAACCCCGCCACUAGGGCCACGGCCGCCGGCCGAGCCGCACCCCCACAGCCACAACCACACCGCCGGUCCGGCGGCACCGCCGCACCAGCUGCCGCGCGUGCCGCCCCCACAGCCGCCUUCCGCGCCCUACCCGUAUGCCGGGCCUGCGCCGGCAGCGGUGCCGCUGCCGCACCCUCCACCGCCGCCGCCCGUACCACCAUCACAGCCGCCUCCCGAGCCGCCGCUGCCGCCACCGCCACAGCCCACUGCUGGCGGUGAGGCGGCCGGGGCCGAGUCCGCAGCGGGCGGGUCCAAUCGGCCAACGCCGGUGACAGGCGCUGCGGCAUCGCCGCCGGCGGCGGGCGGGGCGGACGUGGCUGAGCGAGGCCGGUCGGGUGAGGGCUCGGCGCCUCCCCAGGAUCCACGUGACCGGGACCGGGACCGAGACCGGGACGUAGGACGGGACCGGGAGCGUGAGCGAGAGCGCGAGCGGGACGGUGACGGGAGACGGGAGUGGCGUGAGCGGCGCGGCAGCAGGAGCCGCAGUCGCGACCGGGACCGGGACCGGGACUACCGUUCCAGGGACCGGGACUAUGACCGGGAGCGGGACCGCGGCGCCAGGGACCGCCGGGACCGCGACCCACGAGACCGCGACCGUGACCGGGACUACCGCUCCAGGGACUACGAACGGGACCGGGACCGGGAUCGCGAGCGCGAUCGGGACCGGGACCGCAGUCGGGACCGCGCACGCUCACGCUCCUACCACGAGGACCGGGACCGGGACCGCGGCAGAGACCGGGACAGGGACUACGAGCGGCGUGGAGGCCGCAGCCGCAGCCGUGACGCGCGGCGCCGCAGCCGCAGCACGAGCCGCAGCCGUAGCCGCGACCGCAGGGACCGUGAACGCGACGUGGCACGCGACCGGGACCGGGUCGACCGGGACAGGGAGCGGGACCGGCGGGACCGGCGGGACCGGGAGCGACGCGGCGGCUCUGCGGCGGCGCGCAGCCGCAGCCGCAGCCGCGGGCGCGGGCGCAGCGGCAGCCGUGAAGUGCGGCGCCGCAGCCACAGUGCGAGCAGAAGCCGGGACCGCAGGGAUGAUGAGCGGCCGCGGGAGCGGGAGCAAGUGGCAGCGGAUGAGGGCGCGGCUGCGGCGGCGCCACCGCCACCUGCGGCGGGCUCUCCUGACGCAGUGGCAGGUCCGGCUGACACAUGACAGGGUACUGGAUAGCUGCGCAGACAUGCAGACAGGCGCAGGCAUGUUGAUCCGAGCGUAGCCACAAAUGCGUGAAAGCCAGCUUACAAGACAGAUCAGAGGAGCAACUUGACCUAUUUACACGUACGAGGGUUGGGGCAAUUUCGAAGAUGCUAGCUGUAGGGAUCGUGACUGACCGGUUGACGCUAUGGCGGUGGGUGUGUGGGACAGCAAUUUCAGGUUCGGCAUAGCCAGGACAUUGACAGUCGUAGUGCAGCGCAGCUUGGUGGAGUGCUCGCCUGUACGGGACGCAAUCCCAUCACAUUGAACACAUUGAUGUUUCGUGUGGCGUCGAGGGACGCUGGCGGCAUUGUGGGUGGACCGAGAGCCAGUCAGACUCGGUAGGGUCCUGUAGGGCCGCAGACAAGGGUGUGCGAUGGGACAGUGGUAAGGCAGGUUGGUGAAGUCCCGUAGGGUGCAGCUGAUUCUCAGAAACCAGCAGAUGGCAAACAAGGGCCGCAGACAAGGGGCGAGUUGCAGGGGUGCAAGGGUGCACGUGCGGCGGCGCGCCCGUGCCUUUGUGGGCUGCACAUGUGUUGCUGCGUAAGCUCAGGAGCCGGCCUAUUAGGGUCCAACGGCCAGUAUAGGCCUGGUGUCCGUGGUGGGGCAGGCGGGCACACGGCGCAUGUGUGUAACACACCGGCGGUGUAACACACCAACAGCAG
Chlamydomonas reinhardtii is the source of this 7681-nucleotide messenger RNA. RefSeq lists its product as uncharacterized. Gene Ontology annotation, cellular component: chromatin; nucleus. Bases 171 to 6977 code for a protein of 2268 amino acids. The record is from RefSeq and is a predicted model, not a curated record. Gene Ontology annotation, molecular function: chromatin binding; ATP binding; ATP-dependent chromatin remodeler activity. Lineage: Eukaryota; Viridiplantae; Chlorophyta; Chlorophyceae; Chlamydomonadales; Chlamydomonadaceae. The transcript is spliced from 32 exons. Gene Ontology annotation, biological process: nucleosome organization; regulation of transcription by RNA polymerase II.